CGACAAUUCAAACGCGUCAUCUUCUCCCCUCCCCUCCCCUCCCCUCCCCUUCCGCUUGAUCCCCUCUCGCUUUAGAAAUCUCUAGACGCUUCUAGAAGUCUCGCGAUUCUCCUCGAUACAGCCUAGGGGAUCGGAGCUGCGUGCGUCCUCGUUAGCUCGGCGGAGGCCCGGGGUUCGAUCGGAGGGCGGGAUCGCUAGCUUACGCCUCGGGUUCCCUGGAAGCUUCUGGAAUCAUCCGCAUUCUGCAGGAGAGGCUAGGGUUUUGGAAGCCGCUGCGUUCAGAGCCACUCGAUCCGCAAAUCGUUUCGAACAAUCUCGAAGCUUCUCGACGCUUCGGGGAUCGUGGGGGCGAAGCUAUUGUUGCGAGGUGGUACCCCAAAUCGCCUCCUACGCCCUGAUCGCUCCGCCGCCGCCGGCGAACCCUAGGGUUUCGACGACAGGAUGCAGAAGCUGGGUUUAUCGGGGCUUAGGGGUCUCGAGGGGUUCCGAUCUCUCGCUGGAUCCACCUCGACGGCCGCGAAGGCCCCGAACCCCAAGCCGUCGUCCGAUAUUGGAGGGAGCACGUACGGGAGCUUCGCCAAUCUUAAGAUCACAGCAGAAAAGCUGGUUAAGGAGCAGGCUUCAGUGAAGACUGAUCUAGAAAUGACGCAUACCAAGUUGAGAAGAGCAACAGAACAGAUAAAUCUGUUAGAAGCAAAGCUCCAACAAGCUGUCAAUGAAAAUGCAAAGCUUAAGGUGAAACAGACUGAAGAUUCAAAGCUCUGGCAGGGAUUAGAUUCAAAAGUUUCCUCAACAAAGACUUUGUGCAAUCAACUGACAGAAACUCUGCAGCAGUUAGCUAGUCAGACAGAAAGAGCUGAGGAAGAUAAGAAGUUUUUUGAGGAGAUUCUUGGCAAGAAUUCAAAAGCUUUUGAAGAAUUCAACUGCCUGUUGCACGAUUCAUCAAUAAAACUGGAAUGUGCAGAACAAAUGAUCAUUUCAGGGAAACAGGAGAUGUUGCGGAUCAAACAAGAGAAAGAAGAGAUGGAUCAGAGUUACAAGGAACAGCUAUAUGCAAGUGAUACUACCAUAAGAGAAAAAAAUUCUCUCAUCAAACAGUUGGAAGAUUCCAUUGAACAAAAUAAAGCCCGACUGUUGUAUGUUGACUCCCGUUUGGAAUGCAUGGAGCAAGAGUUGAAGCUAAAAGAAGAUGUUUGCAUUUGUCUGAAAGAAAACCUGGCAAGCACUGAAAGUGAAAAGAAUGACUUGAAGCUUAGGAACGAGGGCUACACUUUGGAAGUUCAGAAACUAUCCAAGGACAACAAGGAGCUUAAUGAAUUGCUUAGUGGUUUUACGGUUAAGGUAACUGAGCUAGAUAAAGAGCACACAUCAAUUUCAAGUCAUGUCACUCAGUUGAUUUCUUCAUUUGAGAGAUAUGAUGGAAAGGUUCACGAGGAAAAAAUGUUGAUGAUAAAAUCUGCCAAGGACAAAUUUGAACAUCUCCAAAAUCAGUAUGUAAAUUUGAUAUCAGAAAACAAUGCUCUCCAAACUGAAAUCGAGGAGCUGAAGUCCAGAAUCAUAGAGCUGCAGAAAACUCAAGAGAUUGUCAUGGUUCAACAUGUAGAAGAAUGCCAAGUUGCUGAAGAUAAGAUCAGAAGAUUGGAGUCUGAAGCAGAAAUUUCUGCCUCCAACAUUAGUCAGCUAGAAAAGGUAGCUUCUGACCUAGAAGGGAGGGUUCAAAAACUUCUGGAGGAUUCUAGAUCUGCUGAAAAUCACAAGCAAGAGUUGCUUCAGAAGAUUCUGAAGCUAGAAUCAGAUAAUCAGGAGCUUCUAGGUCGAGUGCAAUCUGUUUUGAAUGAGAAGUCUAAUGAUACGGAAUCUCUGCAAGGAGAGAUAGCUAAGCGUGACCAACAGGUUGAGACACUUGAGAACCAGGUCAAUCAGCUUUGCAGUAUUAUUGAUGAGAAAGAACAACUACACACUUGUGCUGUAGAAAGAGAGAAGAAUUUAGAGGAACAGAAGUUACAGGUCCAAGCAUCACUUGCUGCAACAGAAAGCCAACUUACUGAGGCAAAAAAACAGUAUGAUAUCAUGCUUGAAGGUAAAAAGAUAGAGCUGUCCAAGCAUCUGAAAGAAUUAUCACUGAAAAAUGACCAGGCAAUCAAUGAAAUCCGUAGGAAAUAUGAACUAGAAAAGGUAGAAAUCAUUAAUAUUGAAAAAGAAAAGGCCGAGAAGCUCAUAAAGGAAAUGGAAAACAAAUGCAAUGAAAAGAUUUCAGAAAACAGGCAAGAUUCUGAGAGGUAUUUGAUGUGUCUAAAGGAGGAGCAUGGCUCAAUGGUUGCAAGAAUUCAGCAGGAUAAUGAGCAUAAGGAAUCAACUCUUCGAGCUUAUCAUAAAGAAGAACUCCAGCGCAUCCAAUCUCAGGCUGAGAAUGAAUUGAGGGAGAGAUUGUCAUCGCUCAGAAAGGAUCAUGAAAUUCAAAUGAAAUCAUUGACUAAAAAGCAUGAGGAAAAUUGUCAGAAGCUUCAGGAUGAACUGGAGCUUCAGAAGUCAAAGGAGGAGAAGCAAAGAGCAUUGUUACAGUUACAAUGGAAAGUAAUGGGCGAAACCCAACAGGUUGAUCAAGAAGUAAACUCUAAGAAGGAAUACUCUGUUUCAUCAAUAAAGAGGAGAGAUCCAUAUAUCAGAAAAGAACAUCAGCUUCAGUUGGUUAGUCCUGAGACCAAACGGAAGGAUGUUAAUCUAUCUGGCAUUAUACAAUCACCAAUUACAAACAUGCUGAGAAAGGUAGAGAAAGGAACCCAGGAUAUUCCUAAGCAUAGAAAGGUAACACAUCAUGAAUAUGAAGUUGAGACAGCAAAUGGAAGAAUCACAAAGCGCAGGAAAACUAAGAGCACCGUCAUGUUUGGGGUACAGGAACCCAACACUCAGAAGUCAUUGCAUGAUACUGCUGACAAGGAUCCUACAAAAAUGAAGAAGGUUGUUGCUGGAUCCCAUCCCCACCCUGCAAACAUUGGUGAAUUGUUUUCUGAGGGCUCGUUGAAUCCAUAUGCCGAAGAUCCUUAUGCAUUUGGCUAGAAGCUCACAUUUGAGGUGCUGACCUUCAGAAGCAUGAUGAUGACUCCCGAGUGCAAUCCCCAAGUCGGAUUGAAUCAAUGAUCUUGCGGCCUUAGGCAUCUGACCAUCCUGUUGUACGAAACGACAAUCGUUAACUGCGUUGUAUCUGCAAUACUGUUACGACACGGGUUAUGGCAUCUGACCAUCCUGGUGUUCAUAACAUACUAUCACUACCUGUGAUGUAUCUGGAAUAUCGAUACGACAGACAACGAUUCUCCUGCGCGUACAGCAUCAACUGAAAAUGCCAGUGUUAGUUUUGCUAUUUCUAACGAUUUGCGGAAGGAUUUUAAUACAUUGAUAUUCCAUUGCCGGCGGAGUGGACAGGCAACGGAAAACAGUAGCAAACUUGGUCCGAGGACAAAGCAUCUAGUUUUAAUUUGAGCAAUUUUACCAUACAACAUUUGGUAUCUCGAGGUAUCACAUUUUACAUACAAAAUUUUGAUACCUCGAGCUGGUUGGUAAAAUUGUUUUUUUUUUUCAGUUUAUCAGUGGCUUUUUAUGGCUUGCGCAUGAAGGUCCUCUCGGACAUGAAUUUGGGCCGAGUGAAUACAAAUAUCUCAAUAAAGUGCGUGUCACUGGAUUCAAAGGGUCCAGAGGACAACUUGAGUUUCUUUUGCAUCUCAUGGAAAAUGCACCUGGACUAGAAGUCAUAACUGUGGAUACAGCUGAAAGAAUAUGGAAGGAUGAAUAUCAUAAGAACGAAUAUCUCUGUUCUCUGCAAGACUGCAACUUUGCUCGUCAGACCGCCAAACAACAUCCUUCGUGAAGCACUUCCACCGGCCGCAAAGAUUUCCGUCCUUUAGCAUGGAUUUGUGUAAUUGUUUAGUAGUGAGUUCAUGUGAUCUCUCUAUAUAUAUAGUGUUACAUACCUAUCGAUGAUUUGAAGUUUGAGCAAUAGAUGAAUGCUCGAUUUAAAAUA
Molecule: messenger RNA, 4015 nt
Organism: Oryza sativa Japonica Group (Japanese rice)
Lineage: Eukaryota; Viridiplantae; Streptophyta; Magnoliopsida; Poales; Poaceae
Product: synaptonemal complex protein ZEP1-like
Biological process (GO): reciprocal meiotic recombination
Source: RefSeq, a predicted model, not a curated record